AUUGCCUUUUUUACAAUCAGAAAAAAGUACCUUACCAUUUUCCUUAUAAAAGGCUUUCCAUAUCCUUGUUCUUGUGUUAGAGAGCAUUCAUUUCCUUUUUAUUAUAGAAGGUGUUACAAAUAAUACCUAGAGGGAUAUUAUUCACAACUAUGAACUGCAUAGUCACAGCUUUGGCCAUUCUUGUCUCAGCUUUCAUCUUAUUAUUCACACGAAAAACCAAAUACAAUCUUCCUCCAGGACCACCGGGUUGGCCGGUAGUCGGUAACCUUUUUCAAAUAGCUAGUUCUGGUAAGCAAUUUUUCGAAUAUGUAAGAGAGCUCAAACCUAAAUAUGGCUCCAUUUUCACACUCAAAAUGGGUACUCGUACUAUGAUUGUUGUUAGCAGUGCUGACUUGGCUUACGAAGCUUUAAUUGAAAAGGGUCAAAUUUUCGCUACCCGCCCGAGUGAAACCCCGACCCGAACCAUUUUCAGUUGCAACAAAUUCAGUGUCAAUGCAGCAAUUUACGGGCCACUUUGGCGAUCCCUUAGAAAAAAUAUGGUCCAAAAUAUGCUUAGUUCGAGUAGAGUGAAAGAGUUUCGUGAAUGUAGAGAAAUGGCAAUGGAUAAGUUGAUUGAAAGGAUACAUGCAGAUGCUAAGGCCAAUAACGACGUCGUUUGGGUGCUGAAAAACGCGCGUUUCGCGGUGUUUUAUAUACUUUUGGUUAUGUGUUUUGGUGUUGAAAUGGAUGAAAAAAUGAUUGAAACCGUUGAUGAAAUGAUGAAGGAUGUGCUGAUGGAGCUUCAUCCAAGAAUAGAUGAUUUUCUUCCUAUACUGAGCUUGUUUGUUGGUUAUAAACAACGUAAGAGAGUUCGCGAAGUUCGCAAGCGACAAAUAGAAACACUUGUCCCUUUGAUCGAGAAACGUCGAAGAGCUAUACGAAAUCCAGGGUCCGACAAGACAGCUGCCUCGUUUUCGUACCUAGACACUUUAUUUGACGUUAAGAUCGAAGGUAAAAAGUCAGGACCAACAAAUCCGGAGCUUGUAACACUAUGUUCAGAGUUCUUGAACGGUGGGACCGACACAACCGCUACUGCAAUAGAGUGGGCCAUAGGGAGAAUGAUCGAAAAUCCAAGCAUACAGAAUAGAAUAUACGAAGAGAUUAGAAAUACAGUGGGUGACAGAAAGGUUGACGAAAAGGAUAUGGAUAAGAUGCCUUAUUUAAACGCCGUCGUAAAGGAGCUUUUACGUAAACAUCCUCCUACGUACGUUACAUUUACCCAUGCAGUAACGGAGCCAACAACAUUGGGUGGGUAUGACAUACCCACAGAUGCUAAUGUGGAGUUUUUUGUACCCGGGAUCUCGCAUGACCCGAAAGUUUGGUCCGACCCUGAAAAGUUUGACCCGGAUAGGUUUCUAUCCGGGCGGGAGGAUGCUGAUAUUACGGGUGUGACCGGGGUGAAGAUGAUGCCAUUCGGGGUCGGGCGGAGGAUUUGCCCGGGUUUGGGUCUGGGAACGGUGCAUAUAAAUUUGAUGUUGGCCCGAAUGGUUCAAGAGUUUGAAUGGUCCGCUUACCCGGCAAAUAGCAAAGUGGAUUUUACUGAGAAAUUAAAAUUUACUGUGGUGAUGAAAAAUCCUUUAAGAGCUAAGGUCAAGCCAAGAAUGUAAGUGGUGUAAUUCAUUAACAUUAUAUGUCCAAAAAUAAGCUUAAAAUAUUUUUGCAUGUAUUUUUUUUUUUUUUUUUUGGAAAAUUUCUGUUUGAUUGGUUUGUGGGAAGAAAGGUGGUGACAUUCUCAAUACUCAUCUUUAAUCUUAGCCUAAUCUUGUGAAGCUUAUUUCUAUUUUUCUACAUUUGUUUUUAGUGUUGAUAUGUCAAGAAUGGAUUGUAGAGAAAGAACAAGAUAAAUGCCUUAGAGCUUAUAA
Nicotiana tabacum (common tobacco) is the source of this 1901-nucleotide messenger RNA. RefSeq names its product cytochrome P450 77A1. Lineage: Eukaryota; Viridiplantae; Streptophyta; Magnoliopsida; Solanales; Solanaceae. The record is from RefSeq and is a predicted model, not a curated record. Gene Ontology annotation, molecular function: iron ion binding; oxidoreductase activity, acting on paired donors, with incorporation or reduction of molecular oxygen; heme binding.